Messenger RNA from Talaromyces atroroseus, 780 nucleotides. RefSeq lists its product as hypothetical. The transcript is spliced from 5 exons. NCBI's taxonomy places the organism in Eukaryota, Fungi, Ascomycota, Eurotiomycetes, Eurotiales, Trichocomaceae. The coding region runs from base 1 to 780 and encodes 259 amino acids. Gene Ontology annotation, molecular function: calcium ion binding; monooxygenase activity. The record is from RefSeq and is a predicted model, not a curated record.
AUGGCUCAAUCAACUAGCACGUUAGGCUUUGACACAGCCGUCACCAAGUCGACUGUGACGCAGAAUCGACCGCCCGCUGUCGAUGCCGACACUCACCUAGACUGCCCGUCAGUUGCACGCGCAAACCAAGCAGCGACUCGGGAAAACCCAAGUGGCUCCGAGAAUUAUGCGAACAAAUACAAGGACUAUACUGUUUUACAGCAGCAUGUGCUGUUCUGGGACCGAGACAACGACGGCACCAUAACACCUCUAGAUACAUAUAUUGGCUUCCGAGACUUGGGCUUCAAUAUAAUUUUCUCUAUACUGGCUGUUCUUAUAAUAAACAUCAGCUUCUCGUAUCCGACCAGACUGGCUUAUUCCUGGGUACCGGAUCCGUUGUUCCGAGUCUACCUGCCCAGCAUCCACAAGGCUAAGCACGGCUCAGACAGCGCCGUCAUAGACAACGAAGGACGUUUCGUGCCCCAGGCAUUCGAGAACCUAUUUACAAAGUACAGCCGGAACGGCGAGGAGGAUACAUUGAGUCUUGCUGAUAUCUUCCGAUUGAUGAAAGGCCACAGAGUAGCCGCCGAUCCAUUCGGGUGGGGAGCAGCCUUUUUCGAAUGGGGAACAACUUGGCUAUUGAUUCAGAGAAAUGGAAAGGUUCAAAAGGAGGAUCUGAGGCAGGUAUAUGAUGGUUCUAUCUUUUGGAAUAUACGCGAGAAACGUCGCAGGCCAGAGGGUUGGAAUCAAGGAUACGGCCUUGGUGGUGACGGUUUUGUUGGACCAGUCAAAGUAAUCUGA